Molecule: messenger RNA, 995 nt
Organism: Episyrphus balteatus (marmalade hoverfly)
Lineage: Eukaryota; Metazoa; Arthropoda; Insecta; Diptera; Syrphidae
Product: mitoferrin-like
Exons: 1
Coding region: 93-983 (296 amino acids)
Biological process (GO): iron import into the mitochondrion
Cellular component (GO): mitochondrial membrane
Molecular function (GO): ferrous iron transmembrane transporter activity
Source: RefSeq, a predicted model, not a curated record
CACUCAAUUAAACUUUGAGAAUUCUAUAAGGUUUAUAAAAAUAUCAAAAUAUCUGUCAUUGAAAACUGAAGAAAAAUAUUAAUUUUGUGAGAAUGGAAAAUCAUAACCAUGACAACUAUGAAAAACUACCAACUUCAAGUUUUGCCAUCAACAUGUUUUCCGGUGCUGCUGCUGGCAUAAUCGAAUUCGGCCUGAUGUAUCCAUUGGAUUCAGUUCGAACAAGAAUGCAAAGUUUGUCACCAGAACAUUCGGGUGCCAACAUCUAUGGAACCUUUAAGAACAUGAUUAAGUCUGAAGGCCUUCUCAGACCUGUUCGUGGAGUAUCAGUUGUAAUUGCUGGAACAAUUCCAGCCCACGCGCUCUACUUUAGCUCCUAUGAAAUGUCUAAAGAAGCUUUAUCGAAGCUUUCCACACACAAUACAAUCAAUUACAUGACAGCAGCUGUAAUUGCAACAAUUUUACAUGAUGCCAUAUCAAAUCCAACUGAAGUUAUCAAACAACGAUUACAAAUGUAUAAUUCACCAUAUAAAUCAGUUAUUACGUGUAUGAAAGGAAUUUAUAAAGAUGAAGGAUUAAUGGCAUUUUAUCGAUCUUUUGCGACACAACUUUUUAUGAAUGUACCAUUUCAAGCGAUACAUUUUUUAACAUAUGAAUAUGUUCAAGUUUUAAUGAAUCCAGAUAGAUUGUAUAGUCCUUUGGUGCAUGUUGUUGCUGGGGGAACAGCUGGAGCUGUUGCUGCUGCUGUAACAACACCGCUAGAUGUUGUUAAGACUUUGUUGAAUACUCAAGAAAUUGGCUAUACCGGUGGAAUGAUGGAUGCUAUUAAACAGAUUUAUAAAAUUGCUGGUCCGAAUGGUUUUUGGAAGGGUUUGACAGCAAGAGUGUUGUAUACAAUGCCGGGAACAGCUAUCUGUUGGUCAGCUUAUGAAUUUUUUAAAUAUUAUUUAUGUCAAUAUGAUAAUUCAGAUACAAAAAGGGAAUAGAAUGAAGGAGUU